CAAAAACAGUGUCACGCUUUUUUUCCUCAGUCCUGUUCCCUCCCUCCUGCUGCCUUGUUCGCCCCACCGUCCACCAAAACGCCCAGCAGGUCGCCUUCAGCCAGUGAGAUCCCUGAAUCAUUGGAUUCCUGAUGUGCUGGCAACAACUGGGAAUCACUUUUGAGCACUUUGCUGCUUCGCCUCUGCAGUAAUCAGGGUCAUCAUAUUCCACUCACACUAAAUCUUCACUGGAGAUAUCUGUAAGUUUCUGAUGAGUCUCUGCACUGCCUGAGAGACAGAGACAUGGAUGCUUUUGAGGGAAUUCACAGCGUCCAGAUUUCCUCCUCCCCGCCGUCUUCAACUUCACUGGGCAAGGGAUAUGAAGUUCUCAAGGCGGGGAGAUCUGGAGUAGCAGUGUACUCCUCAACAGUCUUCUUUGGGACAACUGAUGCAGCGUCCAGACACAAAUCCAGCAGGGAAUCUGAGGAGCAGGGCUGCGUUGUUGGACGAUUGGUAGAUCUGGAUCCAGAGCCAGAGUCCAGAGUGGAGGGAGGAGGGCAGGCGGUGCCCACCUCAGCCAGAGAGCAUGGCGACCUCUCCCGGCUCCGCAGCUCCUCACUGGAAAUCAGAGAAAAAGAAAUCCGAGAAAAGGGCUCAGAGAUCCUUAGGGAACAGCUGGACGCUGCGAAGAGGGAACUGAAACUGAAAGACAAGGAGUGUGAGCGUCUGUCGCAGGUCAGGAAUCAGCUGGAGCAGGAGCUGGAGGAGCUGACGGCCAGUCUGUUUGAGGAAGCUCACAAGAUGGUGCGUGAAGCGAACGUCAAACAAGCAGCAGCAGAAAAACAGCUGAAGGAGGCUCAGGGGAAGAUUGACGUUCUGCAGGCAGAGGUGACAGCGCUCAAGACUCUGGUGUUGACAUCCACGCCCUCUUCACCAAACCGCCAGCUGCACCCACAGCUGCAACCUUCGGGAACCAGGGGGGCGUACAAACACGUUGGGGGACACAUCCGCAACAAGAGCGCGAGUGGUGCAUUUCCGUCCUCGACUGGAAAACCAGAACCUUCGUCAGUUUCUGUUCAGCCUGCGGCCAAAGAAGACAGAGAGCCUGCUGUUCCUGCUCUCCUCUCUCUGAUUCUCUGCCUGGUUCCUGGACAGUCUGUCAGUGUGAGCUAUGACUCUUACUGGCAGGAGCAGGGAGAGGGUCUUGGCACUGGCAGCAGGCAGAUGGACUCGGUUCUGUAUGCAGAGUUUCUGAUGUGGAGGGAACAUCCGAGUCUAGACCGCUCCUCCGCCUUCCUGAGUCGUAUCUACAGAGAAGACAUCGGACCCUGUCUCUCCUUCACAAGAUCUGAGCUGUCCCAGCUGGUACAGAGCGCAGUGGAAAACAACUCUCUGACGAUCGAGCCUGUGGCCAUGUCAGCGUUACCGAUGGUUAAAGCCUCAGCUAUAGAGUGUGGAGGCCCUAAUGGCUUUAGGGCAGCAAUAGAGACAAAAUGUGCGUUAAGCGGCGUGUCGCGACUCUGUCGACAUCGCAUUAAACUUGGCGACAAGGGGAGCUACUACUACAUCUCUCCUUCCAGCCGAGCACGGAUCACAGCAGUUUGCAAUUUUUUUACUUAUAUCCGCUACAUCCAGCAGGGCCUGGUGAGACAUGACGCGGAGCAGAUGUUCUGGGAGGUGAUGCGACUCCGAAGAGAGAUGACUGUGGCCAAGUUAGGUUUCUACCUCACUGACCAGGGCUAGAGGACCGGACAGUGACCCGACAGGACGAGUGCGAUUCCAGGACCUCGACUAUUCAGACGACUCUGGGUUAAACUGUGGUAACAAACAGGUCUUUUCAGUUUCAGUUUUUGUAGCAGAGGUUGUGCUGAAUUAGUGCUGCAGCAGAGGUCAACCAACAAGGGAAGCAGAAAAUGUUCUAGUGCCACUUAUAUGCAAUAAGACAAUUAAAACUGAACCAGCACAGCUAGAGAGAGAUAGAAAUAACAUAUUUUUAAAGAUAGUGUUUCUCCCUGAUAUAUAAAAUAUUUUUCUCUGUUACGCUGCAGGCCUCCAGUAAUUCUCUCCACUAGUUAUGGAGAAUAGUUUGUUUUUUUAUCUUGUGAGCUCUGAACCUCCCCAGCGGAGUACACAACAACUUCUCACAUUAACACAAUAGAUUGUAUGUAUUGUGUUUCAGGCAUUAGUCUGUUGGAAAGACGAGGACAGGAUGAGAGCAGUCUAGAGAGUUUAGUUGGUCUCUUACCUCAAGUAUUACAUAGUUAGAUAACUGUAUGUGUAAGAUGUAAGAUAUGUAAGAUUGACAGCAUCCAUAGACUAAUGAUUUGGGUUGUUUUAUUUUUACAUGCGUGAAAUGCUCAUUAGCAUGUCUUAGUUACAUUCAGUUAUCAGCUCAAACACCACAGCCAAGUAUUUCUGUCUCAGCAUGGCCUUAAUUUUGUUGACGCACUCUUGCACUACCUGUUCUAGAGGCCUUGUAUAAAAACACAGAUGAAACGGCUGCAGCCGCUUUUAAGAAAAACUGUUUCACAAAUAGCCUGUAUUUACUAAUCAGUAAUAUUGUCAAUGAAUUCAUUAUUAUACCUCCACAUUCAAAAUAAUGACAGCUUUACGAUGUAAACAGAAGAUAAACAUGCUUUAAUACAAGUGAUUGCAAUAUGCACAAAUGUUUCAACUGUAGUUUUGCACGUCUGCAAUGAACAGUCUGUAAAAAGCCAUAAAUGACUUUGCAUGAAUGUAGUACAUAGCCAUAUUAUGCAGUGUAUAUUGGUUGUACCUCACAGUAAAGAUGUAUUACUAUUAAUGACCAAUUUUUACAGGAAACAGUCUUUUGAAGGUAAAAAAAAAUGAAGAAUAUUGUGUCAGAAAGUGCAAUAACUGCUUCUUAGCCUUACCUAGGGCUUUGAGGUUCCUAACCUCAGUGUGCUGAUAAUUAACUGUCUUCCAGUAUAAAUACUCCAUUAAAAACAAGACAUUGUAGCCUGUCA
Messenger RNA from Lates calcarifer (barramundi perch), 2966 nucleotides. RefSeq names its product RAB3A interacting protein (rabin3)-like 1 (gene rab3il1). Gene Ontology annotation, biological process: exocytosis. Gene Ontology annotation, molecular function: guanyl-nucleotide exchange factor activity. The record is from RefSeq and is a predicted model, not a curated record. The transcript is spliced from 14 exons. Lineage: Eukaryota; Metazoa; Chordata; Actinopteri; Centropomidae. Gene Ontology annotation, cellular component: Golgi to plasma membrane transport vesicle. The coding region runs from base 283 to 1722 and encodes 479 amino acids.